AUGUCCGACAAGAUGAGGUGUCUAAGUUGAUAGGGUCAGUUCGAUCAUCAGUAGGUUCGGUUGUUGAUCUCACGGACAAGAUUUACUCUUUGACAAGUGCUAUAGUUACAAAGGUUGCUUUUGGCAACGAACAAGAAGAGCUUCUGCAACCACUCCAUGCAGCAAUAGAAGCGGGUGCGUAUCAUUUUCUUGAUUUCUUCCCUUCACUGAAACAUGUUCCUCUCAUAACUGCGAUGGAAGAAGCAAAGUUGGUGAAGAUUCAUAAGAAGAUAGACAAGAUUUUAGAGGAUAUUCUCAAGGAGAAUCAGAAGAAGCAGAUCAGAGCAGCAGGAGGAGGAGGCUGUGAGAUUACUGGUUCUGGGGAAGAAAAUCUUGUUCAGGUUCUCUUGCGAAUCCAGCAAAGUGGAAGCCUUGAUAUCACAAUCACAAAUGACAACAUCAAAGCUGUUAUUUGGGAUAUAUUCAUUGGUGGAACCGAUACUUCGGCAACAGUGCUGGAAUGGGCCAUGUCAGAAAUGAUGAAAAAUCCUAAAGUGAUGGAAAAGGCGCAAGCUGAGGUUAGAAACGUUUUCAAAGGGAAGAAAGUAAUUCGUGAUAGUGAUAUGAUUCAACUUAGUUACUUAAAACUAGUGAUCAAAGAAACUUUGAGGCUGUACCCGCCUGUUCCUUUGUUGGUUCCAAGAGAAUGUAGAGAAACCAGCAAGAUUAGUGGCUAUGAAAUACCCAUCAAAACUCAAAUUAUAAUAAAUGCAUGGGCACUUGGAAGAGAUCCAAAUUACUGGUACGAUGCAGAGAGGUUUAUACCAGAGAGGUUCCAAGGCAAUGAUUCUGAUAUUGAUUUCAAAGGAACGAACUUUGAGUACAUCCCUUUCGGAGCAGGAAGAAGAAUGUGUCCGGGCAUUUCAUUUGGCUUAGCAAGCGUUGAGCUUCCUCUGGCUUGCUUACUCUACCACUUCGAUUGGAAACUCCCACAUGGGAUGGAACCUGAGGAUUUAGAUAUGACUGCGGCUGCUGCAAUCACAAACAAAAGGAAGAACAAUUUGUGUUUGAUUGCCACACCAUACAAUACUGAUUCUGUUAUUGGCAGCUCCUAGUGAAAGCACGUACCCACCCACAAUAGUAGUCUCUUGAUCUCCUUGUUCUUUACUAUCAUGCGAUGUGGGUAUGGAUUAUAUUUUGGAUUUGGAACAAUAACUUGUCCCCUUCAAAGAUAGGUCAACAAAACGGAAUCUUUACAUAUGUGUAAGAAUGUUCGAAAAUGCGUAUGGUGAAUCCUGAGGUUUUAUUUAGUACUAUGAACUGUUGUACUUAAAUGGAUCGAAGUUACCUGCCCUGUAUCUCGGUCGAUUAUGUAAACUUGAAAUCUGAUACAUGCUUCUUUUACUUUUGUUAUCUAA
Molecule: messenger RNA, 1397 nt
Organism: Neltuma alba
Lineage: Eukaryota; Viridiplantae; Streptophyta; Magnoliopsida; Fabales; Fabaceae
Product: cytochrome P450 71D8-like
Exons: 3
Coding region: 234-1094 (286 amino acids)
Molecular function (GO): monooxygenase activity; heme binding; oxidoreductase activity, acting on paired donors, with incorporation or reduction of molecular oxygen
Source: RefSeq, a predicted model, not a curated record